AAAAACCCUCUUCCCGCCAUAAAUAUACCAUUAAUUUGAAGACGAAAAAUGGAGUUUAGUAUAAGUGGGAGUUCACUGAAAACCCUAUCUCGCUCCAUCACCUGCCUCGCCCGCAUCGGCAACGAACUCGUUUUUCAGUCUUCUCCUUCUCAGCUCUCUCUUCAUACUCUUAAUUCAUCAAGAUCGGCCUAUCAAUCCAUAACAUUCAAGCCCGAUUUCUUCGAUGUAUAUUCGGUAUCUGGUGCCCUGGUCCAAUGCAGCGUGCUUUUGAAGGCAAUAUGUUCGGUUCUGAGAACUCCGAUUGCUAGUAUCGAUCAUUUGAACGUUGUGCUGCCCGAUUCUGAUUCGUCGAAGGUGCAGUGGACUUUGGAAUGCUUCAAUGGUAUGAGAAAAUCGUAUUGGAUAACGUGCAACGUCGAACCCGAUAUACAACAUCUAUCGCUUGAUAGAAGAAAGCUUCCGAGCAGCUUUGUUGUAAGGCCUCGUGAUCUCAACAGAUUACUGUCUAAUUUUCAAUCAACCCUUCAAGAGAUUACAAUCAUUGCAACCCAACUGCCUGCAUUGCCUCUCGAUGCUGCUGACGAGGUUGGCGGAAAAGCCGUUGAACUUAGAAGUUACUUAGAUCCCACCAAAGAAAAUGAUUCGUCGCUACACACUCAGCUCUGGAUAGAUCCUACCGAAGAGUUUGUCCAGUAUACUCACUCUGGUGAUCCCGUUGACGUAACAUUUGGAGUUAAGGAGCUGAAGGCAUUUCUUGCAUACUGUGAGGGAUGUGAAGUUGAUGUACACUUGUAUCUUGAUAAAGCUGGAGAGCCAAUACUGAUGGCACCGAAAUUCGGGUUAGACGACGACGGUUCGACUUCAAACUUUGAUGCUUCCCUUGUACUUGCCACCAUGCUCGUGUCGCAACUCAAUAACGGUGGAAAUUCUUCUCAACCUCAUCCAACAGUGGCCAAUAACCGGGCCCCGGAACAGCAGGGUACAAAAGGAAAUACUUGUGAGAAUCCAUCGGAUCACACCAGAAUUUGGUCUGAACUCUCAGGAAGCGCUGUAAGAGAUUCUACUUCUGCUGAUAGACGAGUCAUCAGGGAAAGAAAUCAAAAUACCAAUGACCAGGGGACUACAAUUCAGAGGAUUGAUGCCAUGAACAUUUCUUUAGAUAAUACUGGUGACGAAAUGCCUGCUCGUCAGAUGGACUGCCAUGUCAUGGAAACAGAUGUUCGAGGACAGACGCAAGAUGGUGUAGGCAUUACUAAAGAACAUGUUUUAUCACAACGCCAUCGAAGCAAUUGGGUAGAUGCAGACGAGGAGGAUGAUGAAGGGGACGAGACUGAGUUAUAUGUCGAGUCAACACCACCGUACUUGUGAAGAAGGCUGCUAUUACUUGUCUCUACAGUAAGGAAGGUCUAAACUCCGUAAAAGUUGGUUCAUGUCGAGUUUGCUAAAUAGUCAAAACGAGGGAUUUAAUGAGAAGAUGGGAAUGAUAUUAUUAUGGCUACUUUGCCUUCGGACAUACUGUGGAUUUAUGCUACUUUUUUUUCCUUCGUCGUGUCAUCGAAUUUCACAUUCUCUCUGA
Erythranthe guttata (spotted monkey flower) is the source of this 1576-nucleotide messenger RNA. RefSeq lists its product as uncharacterized. NCBI's taxonomy places the organism in Eukaryota, Viridiplantae, Streptophyta, Magnoliopsida, Lamiales, Phrymaceae. The record is from RefSeq and is a predicted model, not a curated record. Gene Ontology annotation, cellular component: checkpoint clamp complex. Gene Ontology annotation, biological process: DNA replication checkpoint signaling; DNA repair; cellular response to ionizing radiation.